AUUAUAUUAUUGAUCGCACCACUUAUUUAAACCCCUCCUUCACCUUUUAUUCUAUUGUUCGUCUAUAUUUGAGGGUUUCAGAGAAGAGUUUCCAUGGCCAAAAGCGCGUUCAAGAUGGAGCACCCUCUCGAAAAGAGACAAGCCGAAGCUGCUCGUAUAAGAGAGAAGUAUCCUGACAGAAUUCCAGUGGUUGUGGAGAGGGCUGAGAAGAGUGAUGUGCCUCAAAUUGACAAGAAAAAAUACCUGGUGCCUGCUGAUCUGACUAUUGGCCAGUUCGUCUACGUUGUCCGGAAAAGAAUCAAGCUCAGUCCUGAGAAGGCUAUUUUCGUUUUUGUUAGGAAUAUUUUGCCACCAACAGCGGCUAUAAUGUCUGCAAUUUAUGAGGAAAAUAAGGAUGAAGAUGGCUUUCUUUACAUGCUGUACAGCGGUGAGAACACAUUCGGGACAUUCUGAAGAUUAAAAAAAAUAAAAGAAUUCACGAGUGAUGUAAAUUAUCUUUCAGUCGAGAAGUUUGGUGCUUACUGAGACACGUUUUCCGGUUUUGGAUUAAUGACCUUUUAUAUUCUAUUAAGUAGAUGAUAAUUUUUAUUUCAAGAUGCAAGAUGGAUGUGAUUGGAUGAAUAUAUUUAUGUGUGCGUAUGUAGAUCCCAAAUUUGCUGCGUAAAGCCUUUCCUUUGCAAUAUGUAAUCUAAUUCAAGGCACCAGUGCAACCCUUACAGGUUUAAGCCUCAAUUCAAA
This is a messenger RNA of Pyrus x bretschneideri (Chinese white pear), 738 nucleotides long. RefSeq names its product autophagy-related protein 8d-like. The record is from RefSeq and is a predicted model, not a curated record. Bases 94 to 453 code for a protein of 119 amino acids. The transcript is spliced from 5 exons. Lineage: Eukaryota; Viridiplantae; Streptophyta; Magnoliopsida; Rosales; Rosaceae. Gene Ontology annotation, biological process: cellular response to nitrogen starvation.